AUGUUCGCUGGACCCGCGCCAUUUUCGCUGGACCCGCGCCAUGAUCUAUUGACUCGCGACCCGCGCCAUUUAGCCUAUCCCAUUCCUGCAGAAGAAAUUUCUUAUUUAAAAACUUGUCCUUUGGUUCCCGAAGACGAAACUGCUAAAGAAAAGCAUAAUUUGGAAGGACAUAAAAGAGGUAAAAUCAAGUUUCACAAGAUAUAGUGGACGACGUUACGUUAGGAGACGUCAUCUUGCAGUCAAACAACAUGGCGACUGCAUUUAUGAGCUAGGAAUUUUGUUUUGAAGAUGAAAUAGCGAAUUUUUAGCAACUUUUUGCACCCAUUGACCAUCGAUAAUUUUUAUCUACAGAAAAACAACAAGAAAACUUUUAGGUACAUGCAAUUGUAAUUUAUAUAAUGGCGUUCUGUGUAUUAAUCAGUGCCGUAGCUAGCAUUUAUAGUUGGGGGGGUGUAGGCCAAAAAUUUCCGAAUGACGAAGAAAAUUUCCGAACUUUCGAAAAUUCUUGGCGACCUCCCCCCCCCAAAAAAAAUUUUGGUCAGUGUACCAUUUUAAGGGUCAAAAAAAUUUUCCGGACAUACCAAAAGUUAGAUAUUAGCUAAAAAUUGCCUGAAUCUCAUGAUUUUAGUACAAAAACCAUAUACUAUAAUUGCCGUAAUUUUCCGAAUGGCCAUCCCAUUUUCCGAAUAUGUCAAAAGUUGGGGGGGUUAACCACCCCCCCAAUACCCCUCCUCGCUACGGCCCUAGUAUUAAUGCCGAAGAAAAUGCGUUGGCAUGCAAGGUGGCUAAACUAAAUUCACGAACAAGAACAUGAUAAAUAUGCGUUUAAAUUAAACUCGAAUGAUUGUCCCUUGGGAUAUUGCAUUAGUUUUCCGCCUUUAACGUUAUUAUAAAAAAGGUCUAUUGCUUAAUUAAUAGCUUAAAAUAUUUAAUCGCAGAUGUAGGCUACUAUACAGCAUGAAAUUUAGGUAAUAUUUUUAUCAUUUAUAGACCCGGAGGGAGGUUGAUUAGGCGAAAUAUUACCCGAAAUUAUGAUAUUUUAUCACUAUGAGAAAUACGUCGCCAAAUCCCCCGAGUGGAGGGUCUAUAAAUGAUAUAUACUGAAACUUUUUUUAUUGAUACUUGACGUUUUUGCGUUUUCCAUUUAAAAUAUUUGUACCUGUAUCCUUUGGAUCAUUGAAGGUAACGUAUACCUCCAAAUAUUCACGUAGAAAUCUUUACAAACGACCACGCCAUAAUUUUUUUAGUAUGAUAAGCGUGUGUUUUCCACUGAUCUGAAAUAAGGACUGGAUAAAGCAUCCUAUUGAAUUCAGCAACAUAAUUUUGAAGCCAGAAUAUUUUAAUGAGAUAAGAUUUAUAAAUCGGUCAAAUUCAUGACCAGUUUGAUCGUUUGGUGUUAAAGUUCAGUUAGACUAUAAAGGAAAAAACCUUGAAGGAACUAGCUUCCAAAACCUCUUCGAAAUAGUUUUAGAACGUUUUACACACCACUUCAAACACUCAUUAAUAAUUCAUAAACUUAUUGGCAAAUCGUGUCAACCAUAAUAUGUCACGUGCAGUGGCUUUAAACCUGAUAAAACACUCUUAAUUAGUAUUCUUUAUAUAAAGAAUACUAAUAAGGCAGUAUCUAUUGUAGUCGUGUCUUCAUUAGUAUUAUUUUUUUAUAUAAAGAAUACUAAUAAGGCAGCAUAUCUAUUGAAUUUGCAGUCGUGUUUGAAGCCGUUUAAUUAACUCGCAGGUCGUGUUUUAUUAGGUCUAAAGCCACUCGCGCUGCGCGCUCGUGGCUUUAAACCUAAUAAAACACUCCUGCUCGUUUAUUAAACAGUAUAUAAUGAGGCUAAUGGCGGCCAUAUUUGAUGGUCCAAUUAUGCGCUAUCCAACCUUAUCUUAGAUCAGUGGUGUUUUCCACACAUGACGAGUGAGCAUGAAAUACUAUAUUAUUUAUUUAAAAGAUUCAUGUUUUCCGAUUGGCUAACAGCUGAUCACUGUAAAAUCGUCAUAUCAACUCAAUAACUACCCCAAAAUGGAGUUUUAACAUAAUAAUAUUAUUCAACGGAGUGAAGUCAAAUAAAAAAAUAUGUUUAAUGUUUAGUAAACAUGCAUGCAGUUGUGCUGUAUUCAACAGUUUAAUGCUGAAGAGUUUUAUAGAUGGUAACUUCGGGUGUAGACCUAACAAGGCUUUGUGCAAAUAAACUAAGUCUAAAUAUAGUGAAAACCGAGUAUGUUUUAAUUGGAACACGACAUAAAAUAAGUAAUAUUGAUACCCAUCCAAGGAGUUAAAAUAAAUAAUCAAUUGAUUAAAAAAGUUAAAAAUACCAAAGCUCUUGGAGUUGAAUUAGACGAAAACUUGAGUUGGGAAAAACACAUUAACCAUAUUAGCAGUAAAAUAUCAUCAGGUAUUGGGGCUAUUAGAAAAAUGAGGGAGUAUGUCGAACAAGACAUUUUGAUAAAAGUUUAUAAUGCCUUAAUCCAACCUUAUUUUGAUUAUUGCUGUGAAGUAUGGGAUACACUUAAUAAAGGCCUAAGCGAACGUCUACAGAAAUUCCAAAACAGAGCGGCUAGGUUGAUCAUGAACUUAAAAAAUGAACAUGGUCAGUCUAUUUUGGCACGAAAAUCUCUAGGCUGGGUAACACUUGAAGAGCGUAGGGCACAAAUGAAAGCCAGGCUCAUGUACAAGACAGUUAAUGGUUUAGCCCCCCAACGACUAUGCGAAGCUUUCCAAAAUCUGAAUACCAUUCAUGACCAUAAUUUGAGAGGUUCUUCAACAAGGUUUUAUAUUCCAAGACCAAAAACGGAAUCCUUAAAAAAAAGCUUCCAAUAUAGUGGGGCUAAACUAUGGAAUCAGAUACCUGAAGAGAUACGCAAUUCGGUAUCGUAUAAUUCGUUCUGUAAAAAGCUAUCUUCCUCGACCUUAAUCUCGACUUAAAGUAGUAGUUAAUUUUUUGUCUAAAUAGGUAUAUAAUUGUAUUUGUUAUGUAUGUAAUAUUAGAGCUAGUAUAUAAAUAAUAAUUUGUAAGUACACAUCCCUUUUGGAAAUCAGCUUUUGCUGAAAAGGCCAAUGUGUUUAAAUAAAGUUGAUCUAUCUAUCUAAGGUGCAUGGUACAAAAAAUACAACUAUAUAGGACUUCUGGCAGGAAUUGAACUUGCGGCCCUGCGAUUCCAGUGCAGCGCUAUGACCAACUGAGCUACGGAGUCCGUGCAGUUGGGUUUAUGCAUAUAUAUAUAUAUAUAUAUAUAUAUAUAUAUAUAUAUAUAUAUAUAUAUAUAUAUAUAUAUAUAUAUAUAUAUAUAUAUAUAUAUAUAUAUAUAUAUAUAUAUAUAAAUUAUCGACAUCAACCGUAUAAUAUAACUUAGCAAUUUAUUUUGAUUUACCGUAUCGGAAACGUAUGUUUCGGUACGAUGCGGGUGAAGUGAAAAACAGUAUAUGGUCGAAAUUCUGAACUCGGCUUAUUUAAAGCAUUUGUGUUGUUUUUGUCUAUAUUGUAGAGAGCUCAGAAUCGUGGAAAUGGGAAAAGAACUUGAUAAUUCAUCGAGAAAAGUUCAUUAAGUUGCUUGAAAAAGGACGAGACCAUCCGCAAGACAUCAAGGAAGUCAAUGAUGUGCGCGUUUGCUGCUCGAACGAGUUUCUUAUUGGUAAAGGAAGUGAUGGUACUAGAGUUUAUGUAGGAUUAAGUACAGACGGGUAUGAGAGGGCGGUGAAACGUUUGCCAAGAGAUGAUUGCGCAGAUUUAGCUGAAAAAGAAAGGGAAGUUUUGAACGCAGUCAACACAACACAGUCAAACUACGUGAUAAAUUAUCGGUUUUUGGACGAGAACAGCGAUAAGGAGUGGUUAUUUUUAAUCACGGACUUAUGCGAGGAAACGUUAAUUAAAAGAGUUUGUUGAGCGCAGCAGUUUGGGCGGUUGGUCAACAAUUGCGCGAGACAUUAUUCAACAAAUUUUGUAUGGAUUAGCUGAUCUUCAUCGCAAUCCAAAGCCCAUUUUACACCGGGAUUUGAAACCAUCCAACAUCUUGCUAAACGUCCAUGGAAGAUGGUUGCUGGCAGACUUUGGUAUAUCAGUCGAAUCUUGACGGAAGAUGCAGAAACCCAUCGAAGCAUGGAGAGGGGAACAAAUUAUUGGAGAGCCGUUGAAUCGUGUUCUUCGAAUGAUAAGUCUAAUGAUAGAGAAUCACGUUACAAGAAAGAAUCCGAUAUUCAGGUAGGGUUUUAUUUAAUUACAACCAAUAUGAAUGUUCAAAAGCAAUAUAUAACGCUGGGGAGAGAAAACUAUUUCGUUAUUGUCCCAAUGCAUUACGUGAGAAAAAUUCCUUGAUGCAUGCUCUCUACUACUGCCAAUUAAAUUGAGGAUAUCAUAACAUUCCGGAAUAGGUAGUAUGGGGGCGAGGAAAUAAUAUUUACGAUGAUAUUGAUUCUGUGUAUGGCACAUGAGCCACCAAAGUUGGAGAAUGGUAAUUCAAAUUACUGUGUAUCAUAAAACAUAAUCACACAGUAUCAAAUGAGUGAAGCGCAACAUGCUAUUAUGCAUUGACCUUAAUUAUAAGUACUAUUUAAAACACGAGUAGGAGUGAUUUAUCAGAUAUAAAACACGAGUGCGCAGCUCGAGUGUUUUGUGUCCGAUAAAGCACGAACUACGAGUUAUUCAAUGUUUAUUCAUUACCAUCAAUUGACCAUGCUUGCAAUGCAUUCUUGGAAGCCUCGUCAUCGGUUGGUUCGCGAAUUCACAUAUCAUACUGGCUUAAAAGCGAUACAACUUAUGAGUUAUUUGGCGAAAAAAUUUAAAAUAUACAUUGUCUAAGCCGAGACAACUAGUCAAAGCUACCCCCCUAACCGCGCGAAAUUCCCUGCCGCAGAAGUCUAGGACGAUUCAAAGUGGUCUUUGAAAUCCGCCAUUUUGUAGAGACAAUACUUUACAGAGAAAUGAUAGGAGUACGCAUUCUAUGUAUAUUAUCUCUAUGAUUCAAUCCUUCCAAUCCGAUUCUUUUCAAUCCUUAUGAUGACAUAAUUAUGUGCGUGGUGCUAAUAUCUAUCCGAUAAUCACCGGCCCCUCCCC
Molecule: messenger RNA, 5048 nt
Organism: Paramuricea clavata
Lineage: Eukaryota; Metazoa; Cnidaria; Anthozoa; Malacalcyonacea; Plexauridae
Source: the annotation of a GenBank genome assembly